Trypanosoma brucei brucei TREU927 is the source of this 522-nucleotide messenger RNA. RefSeq lists its product as hypothetical. The record is from RefSeq and is a predicted model, not a curated record. The transcript has a single exon. NCBI's taxonomy places the organism in Eukaryota, Euglenozoa, Kinetoplastea, Trypanosomatida, Trypanosomatidae. The coding region runs from base 1 to 522 and encodes 173 amino acids.
AUGACCAGCAAAGCAGUUAGUGUUGCCUCUCUCCCCCCUUUUGUUCUCUGGCGUUGCGCCACCGCCACUGUGCCCCACUGUCAUUUGUUUGGCUUGAAUGUCGCUUCUCCUCACACAUGCUACGAUAGGUGUAUGCUUUCAAAACCAGUUGCACCGCUGCUCCAUCAAUCGUGCUUUGCGGCGCAUUGCUGUGUUGGUGUUGUCCGCUCGCCAUGUAGGGGACAAAUGUGGGGAGAACCUGUGUGGACGUGCCGCUUGCUGUUGGCAGAGUGUGGUAGGUCGGCAGCACCUUCUCCACAGACUAUGGCUAUAUGCAGUCAAGAAAUGCUUGCAUUGAAAUGCAGGGGACUUCCAUUUGUUGAGUACAGUGUCAAUAACCUGCGGGAGGGCUCGCUUGUGCAUGUUGUUUCCAAAAUAUACAAGAAGCCCAGAUUUGUUCCAAUUCAUGGUACGUAUGUGGAAGACACUGAAUUGGUAGUUACGGAGCAGUUCGGCUCCCUGGUUCUCUUGGGGCACUUAUGA